Diaporthe amygdali is the source of this 657-nucleotide messenger RNA. RefSeq lists its product as uncharacterized. Bases 1 to 657 code for a protein of 218 amino acids. Gene Ontology annotation, molecular function: protein kinase activity; ATP binding. The record is from RefSeq and is a predicted model, not a curated record. Lineage: Eukaryota; Fungi; Ascomycota; Sordariomycetes; Diaporthales; Diaporthaceae. Gene Ontology annotation, biological process: protein phosphorylation. The transcript has 4 exons.
AUGGCCUACCCGCCAAGACAACAACGGCCACCGAAUGAAAAUGACAUUUUUGACGAGACCGGCGCAGCGCUACCCGAGGUAAUUCCCAAUCCAGGCCCACAUGUGCACCACCAUGAUAUUGUUCAUUUCGAUAUCGACCCUCGGAAUGUGUUUGUGUACGACACCGACGCCAACCACCGGACUAUGCCGGUAUUCAAAAUAGCAGACUUUGGAAUUGCACAGACCCCCAAUGAAACUCGUAGCUCCGAUGGUGGUCCUCCGUAUACCUUGGAACAGAUGAUGGAAAUAUGGGAUAAUCGGCAGAUAGGCAAACCUGGGUAUUAUUUGCCGGUGAUGUGGUGCUGCAUGACACUCAUGCACCCUAUCCAGCCCCCGAGAGCUACGCAGGACGCCGCCAACCAGAAUCAUUGGACUUACGGGCAAAAAAUAAUGGAUCAGAAUUAUGUGCAGCUCUACGGACACGAUCUUUGUGCUCUUGUAUCUGCAUGUCUGAUGCACAAGCCCAUCGACAGGCCAUCGCUUCAACAGCUGCGACAUACUCUUGACAACGUCUUGGGACCGCCCGUGCUGACAGCACAAGAUCAAGCCUGGCUCAGGAGAUGGCUCCACUAUCCUUCACGCCCGAACGCAAGGCCUUUGGCUAAUGCAUUCACCUAA